Molecule: messenger RNA, 1323 nt
Organism: Purpureocillium takamizusanense
Lineage: Eukaryota; Fungi; Ascomycota; Sordariomycetes; Hypocreales; Ophiocordycipitaceae
Exons: 1
Coding region: 542-1120 (192 amino acids)
Source: RefSeq, a predicted model, not a curated record
GUGGCCGCCGCUGCUUCCCGCAGUUGUCCGAGAUUUUCAACCACUAAAGUAUACUGUACCUACCUACUCGUCGGGACGGACAUCAUUACCGACGACCACCACCCCCUCCCUCUCUUCCACGACACACCACACAUACACGCAUCCCACGCACGCACGCACGCACGCUGCCCAUCGCAUGCCCCGACGUUUGACACGAUCCCGACCAGGCCGCCCGCGAGCCUGUCCGACCCGGCGAGCUGCCUGCCCGACCGACUUGGUGUUGAGGCGACCGACCCGGCGCUGCCCUUGCCCUGCAACUCUUCCGCCCACCCGAACCCCUCCAGGGCUUGGCUUCAUCAACCAGCCGGCAUCUCAUCAACGCCGUCCCCUCGCCGCCGCGUGAGUACGACUCGCCAUCACUCGCACUAGCUAGGCAUCUGCGACGAAACCAUCGACACACCCCGCUGCCCUUUCUUUCCCGGUGCUCGUCGAGUGCCACACCCGCCCGCCCGCUCGCUCCCCUCUUCAACGAUCACAGCUCCACCAACUCGGCGGCGUCGCGAUGCCGUCCCAGCGACCCUACUUCCUCACCUCUUUCCUCUCCGCCUUCCGCCAGCAGGGUCCCUCCCUACAGACCACGCAACAGCCCAACAAGCACACCAGCCAGGCCUCCACGUCGGGCAGCCCAGCCGCCUCAGCGAACUACACGACUGCUGGCUACUCCCAUCACCAUCACCAUCACAACCACCAUCACGCCCACGCUCAGAGCGCAUCCACAUCGCCGCCUUCGUCAUCAUCAUCACCACCGCCGCCAUCGUCAUCCUCACCGCGCACCAUAUCCGCGGCAGCCGCAGCCGCAGCCGCCGCCUCCAUCACACCCUCUGCGUCCCCGACACCUCACAGCAACAACGCCACCGGCCGCUCCCCCUCAGCCGUAAACAGCAUCCCCAUCCCGAACCGCUCGGGCGCACGCCGCCGCGGCAGCGAUAGCAGCAGCGAGGGGUUCAGGGAUGCCCUCGGCGCGGACAAGUGGUACAUUGGCGGGCGCACCGCCGGCGGCGAGGAGCGCUUCUUCAAGCUCGGCGUUGUACGCCGCGUUCGCAGCAAUGACGGCUUGAGUCUCGACCGGCUGAGUCUAUGAUGGCUGGUUAUGAAAUGCCCACCAUGGGGCUCGCCACCGCAGCCGGCUUCACGUAGCUGGCCAACGUAUAUAAUGACUUAUGGGACAUCUUUCCGGCGCAGCGGCUUCUUUUUCACGCUCACGCGUGCCAGCACGGGACAGGGUAAAGGGAAGGGAACUACGUGUAUGUAUCUAUCGUCAAAAUACGACGUCCGUUUUGCACC